Molecule: messenger RNA, 1140 nt
Organism: Linderina pennispora
Lineage: Eukaryota; Fungi; Kickxellomycota; Kickxellomycetes; Kickxellales; Kickxellaceae
Product: mitochondrial carrier
Exons: 1
Coding region: 92-1006 (304 amino acids)
Biological process (GO): transmembrane transport
Molecular function (GO): transmembrane transporter activity
Source: RefSeq, a predicted model, not a curated record
GUUGAGACGACUUUUAUUAUCUACAGCUUUUGAUCCCCACUAACCACUCCCCUGUUACACCCACUCGUUUCUAUUCCCAAAAGCACACGCUAUGGCCACAGUCGCAAUUACCGCAGAGAAAAAGGAGGUGGUACCCAAGGCGAUCGGCGAGUUCAUCGCCGGCACUAUGGGCGGAUGGGCGCAGGUUGUGGUCGGCCACCCAUUCGACACUAUCAAGGUGCGCAUGCAGACGCAGCCCUCGCCGCCCCUCUACACAAGCAGCAUGGACUGCCUGCGCGCGACCCUGCACGGCGAGGGUGCCGCGGGUCUGUACAAGGGAGUGACAUCUCCCCUGGCGGGCAUCGGCUUCUGCAAUGCUGUGGUGUUUGCUGCCAACGGCUAUUUCCUGCGGCUCUUCCAGUCCAACUCUUCUCAGCCCCUCACCUUGCAGCAAAAAGCGAUCGCUGGCGGUCUGGCGGGCGGCGUCAUGUCGUUUAUGAACUGCCCCGUAGAGCUGCUUAAGGUCAAGCUUCAGACGCAGUACGGCACGCUGAAGCCGGGCCAGAAGCCAUACACGGGUGUGUUCAACUGCGGCGUGCGGACAGUCCAGGAGCGUGGCUUUGCUGGCCUGUACCGCGGUCUGGGGAUCACGAUUCUGCGCGAUAUCCCCAGCUUCGUUGCCUACUUUGGUCUGUAUGAGGGCAUGAAGGCCGGCCUUGUCUAUGCGCGCACAGGACACGCCGACGGCUCGCAGAGCAACGGGAUGGAGCAGUUCUUGUCCGGCGGCUUUGCCGGCAUUGCGGCCUGGCUGGCAGCGUACCCACAAGACAUUAUCAAGUCGCGGAUGCAGAUGGACUACAAGCACAAGAGCACGAGCGCGGCGGUCAGUGCGCUCAGAAACGAAAUUAAGGGUGGCAACUGGCGCAUCCUGUUCCGUGGGUUUGGCCCCACCAUUCUGAGGGCAUUCCCCGCCAACGCAGCCACCUUUGUUGCGUACGAGUGGACAAUCAAGACCCUGAAUCUCUAAGUUUGACUAUACAGCUGUGGGAAGCUAAUACAUAUCCCCCGUGCUCUCCACAAAGGCAGCAGAGACGCACUCUGGCGAAGUGCAUUUAUUUCCCCUGGAUGUAUUGCUUGGAAAAAAUUUGCAUCACUGUUCCC